Vigna umbellata (rice bean) is the source of this 1926-nucleotide messenger RNA. RefSeq names its product plant U-box 38 (gene PUB38). Gene Ontology annotation, molecular function: protein binding; ubiquitin-protein transferase activity. The record is from RefSeq and is a predicted model, not a curated record. Lineage: Eukaryota; Viridiplantae; Streptophyta; Magnoliopsida; Fabales; Fabaceae. Gene Ontology annotation, biological process: protein ubiquitination.
UUCGGAGUGUUUGGAAGACCGAGUCAGUGAAUGGAAAUUAGCAGAAGAGAUAGAUAAGUGAAGAGAGAUUCCGAGAUCCAGUCUAACAGCAUGCGCAACAACCUCGCACACCAGAACUUCUUUCAUUAUAAAAAUCCCAACCAACAACAAUAAACAAAUCCACUGCCGAACUACAUGGGUGGCAAUGGGAAGCACAGAUGGAAAAUCUCCUUCCACCGCUCCUCUUCCCAAUCCUCCAAGCUCGACCCCAAGCUCCCUCCCAAGGAAUUUACGUGCCCCAUUUCCGGUUCCUUAAUGUUCGACCCGGUUGUCGUCGCUUCGGGUCAAACCUUUGAACGUCUCGCCGUUCAAGUCUGUAAGGACCUCAACUUCUCCCCCAAACAAGAAGACGGCACCCGGCCCGAUUUCUCAACGGUAAUCCCUAACUUAGCCCUCAAAACCACAAUCCUCAAUUGGUGCGAUAAAUCACGCAGCCAACACCCGCGCGCACCCGAUUACGCCUCCCUCGGGGGCCGCGUCAGGCAGGCAAUGCUUCUUUCGGUGGGACAAAAUCAACAGGAAGAACGACAAGAACGAAUUAGGGUUUCCGAAACGGAGCUUCUCAACGCGGUCCCGGAUAACCCUCCCGUCAUUUUCUCCCACGCCGCCACUGAGUUAAGCCCCCGAGUCAACCACUUCAACUCGGGAUCCUCCUCCGAGGAGUCGGUCAUCAUUCUGCCCAGUCCGGGAACGCCGUUACCGUUUACUGUUCGUCCAACCUGCUUCUCCUCCUCCUCCUCCUGCGAGAUUGAAAUUGAAAACCCUAGCGCGCCGGUUUCGGAGGAAGAGGAAAGAAUAUUGAAGAAAUUGAAGAGCAGCGAGGUGUUUGAGAAAGAGGAAGGCGUAAUCGCGCUGAGGAAGAUCACGAGGAGCAAAGUGGAGGCUAGGCUCUUGCUCUGCACGCCGCGGGUGCUGCUGGCGCUGCGCGGUUUGAUCGCUUCGCGAUACGGCGUUGUUCAGGUCAACGCAGUGGCGUCUCUGGUCAACCUCUCGCUGGAGAAGCAGAACAAGGUGAAGAUAGUGAGGUCGGGGUUUGUACCGUUUUUAAUCGAUGUUUUGAAGGGGGGAUUGGAUGAGUCGCAGGAGCACGCUGCGGGCGCGCUUUUCAGUUUAGCCUUGGAUGAUGAUAAUAAAAUGGCCAUUGGCGUUCUCGGCGCGUUGCAGCCGCUGAUACACUCGCUGCGUGCCGAGUCCGAUAGGACUCGGCAUGACUCGGCGCUCGCGUUGUAUCAUCUGAGCCUGGUUCAGAGUAACCGAGUGAAGCUGGUGAAACUCGGGGUGGUACCGACGCUUUUGUCCAUGGUGGUGGCGGGGAAUUUGGCGAGCCAAGUGCUGCUGAUUCUUUGCAACCUGGCGAUGUGCACGGAGGGGCGCACGGCUAUGCUGGACGCGAACGCGGUGGAGUGUCUGGUGGGGCUGUUGAGGACGAACGAGUUGGACUCAGAGGCGAUUCGGGAGAAUUGCGUGGCAGCGCUGUUUGCGCUGAGUCAUAGGAGCUUGAGGUUCAAAGGGUUGGCGAAGGACGCGAGGGUUGUGGAGGUUUUGAAGGAGGUUGAAAAAACGGGAACAGAGAGGGCCAGGGAGAAGGCCAGGAAGGUGUUGCACAUGUUGAGAACUGUGGGCGAUGGAGGUGAUGAUGAAGGUGACGAAUUUUACGACACGGUCGGGUUGACGCGGAAUCGUUACCGACUUGGUGCUGGCAGGAACCACAACAUCCUCAACACGACCACGUUUUAGAACCUAAACUCCUACAGUGAAAGAUUGGAGCCAUGGAGAGGCCAGACUCUGUAGGCCUAGCUGCUCCUCCUCAACCCAAUACCUAGGCUCGGGCUGUUUUGUCCAACUGUACUGCACAUUUGGCAAGUUUCUUCGGUUUCCUUCUAGCCA